Messenger RNA from Daldinia caldariorum, 2756 nucleotides. RefSeq names its product DUF726-domain-containing protein. The transcript has a single exon. The coding region runs from base 115 to 2613 and encodes 832 amino acids. The record is from RefSeq and is a predicted model, not a curated record. Lineage: Eukaryota; Fungi; Ascomycota; Sordariomycetes; Xylariales; Hypoxylaceae.
AGAACAACAACCAAAGGAAACAUACCCCUAGGUAAUUUUUCACAAUUGAUUGCUGUCAAAAGUAUUCACAUGAAGAUUUUUAAAUAUUACCUGAUCUAGGUAAUUGCUAUUGUCAUGGCACCUCUUACUAGCGAACCCGAUGCUAUUCGGGUUGUGCUUAAUCCCGCUCGACGCAGAGUAUUCUACAAACUUGUCGUCGAGAUCGCGGUCUACAUGCGAUCACAGCUGGAACUGCCUUACAGUCCCAACGGUUCCCCCUUACUUUCUUCUUCUUCUCCUUCUACUUCUCCUUCUUCCUCAGAGCGACCUCCACCACCGUAUUCCGAGACAGCAGAUGCGCCUUUAUCCGCGCCCCGCACUAAUAUUCGGGAUUCCGAUCCUGCGCCACCAGCGCACCCCCCAAGGCCGCAAAGAACGCCUCCUAGCCCAGCCCUCUUCAGACUGCGUAAAGCAGCGUUGCUGCACUAUGACUCCUGGCGCGACGAGACCAUCGCUAAGCUCAGGGAACUCCUGGCUAAGCUCGACGAUCAGAAAGUCGUCGACGCUCGGCGUAAGCGCGCCGAGGAGAUAAGCGCCAAGGCCAGGCAGGGGCCGUCCGAUGGCGAGGACUUGCUGAGUUUCGACGACAACAGCAGGGCCACCACCCAGACCUCUAUCAAACCAGCGUUGCCGCCCCGGUCGUCCUCGACCGGGCCGACGAGCCUGGCUGCCUUCCAGACCUUGUACCACCCCAUCCCCACGCGGCUGACUACGGUUCCCAUAGAGGACCGCAAGGAGGUCCUGAGCGCCACGAUGAUCCUCUUGCUGUCCAUGGGCAACUACUCGGCGUACUCGCGCACGCUGGUCUGCUACCUCACGGCUGCGCUCGAGAUCCCGCCCGCCUUUCUCGACGCGGAGGAGACGGAGAUCGCGACUACCAUGGUCGAAGCUGCACGGAAGGCCACGGUGAGCGGGGGCAUGUCGGCGGAAGCCGAGGCGCAGAAGCGCAGGGAGCAGGGCCAGAUAAGCCGGUUUUUGAAAGUUGGACUGGCGUCGGUCGCGGGCGCUGCGAUUAUUGGUGUCACGGGAGGACUUGCUGCGCCGGCUGUCGCCGGUGUAAUCGGUGGUCUUAUGGGGUCCGUCGGAUUAGGCGGACUCGCUAGUUUCCUGGGAAUCUUCUGGAUGAAUGGCGCUCUGGUUGGUACGAUAUUCGGUGCCUUCGGCGCGAAGAUGACGGGUAGCAUGGUUGACCAGUACGCCAAGGAAGUGGAAGAUUUCAAGUUCUUGCCUCUGCGGGCGGAAUGGGGCGAACGCUGGUCUCACGAACAGGACAGUUCGGAAUCUCGAAGACUCCGUGUUACUAUUGGUAUAAACGGCUGGCUUACAGCCGAAGAGGACGUAACGAAACCGUGGCGGGCUCUAGGCGGCGAAACCGAAGUAUUCGCGCUGCGGUAUGAGAUGAAGAGCCUGAUGGCGCUCGGCGAUAAGCUUAAGGACCUAGUUGGCUCUGCUGCGUGGAGUGCCGUCAGAGCCGAGAUACUUCGCAGGACGGUGCUCGCAACCCUGAAAGGCGCGCUAUGGCCUAUCUUCCUCCUGAGCUCGGCCUCCAGUAUUGAUAAUCCAUUCAGCCUGGCCCGAAACCGAUCUGAGAAAGCCGGCAAGAUUCUAGCCGAUGCAGUAAUCAACAAGGUCCAGGGAGAACGGCCGGUGACCCUAGUGGGAUACUCGUUGGGAGCCCGUGUAAUCUACACUUGCUUACGAGUGCUCGCGGAGCGCAAAGCUUUCGGACUCGUAGACACCGUAGUCCUGAUCGGAGCGCCGGUCCCGUCCAACACGGAACACUGGAAGAUGAUGCGCACGGUGGUCUCGGGCAAGUUAUUCAACGUGUACAGCGAGAACGACUACAUCCUGGGCUUCUUGUACCGCGCGACGAGCAUGCAGCUCGGCAUCGCCGGGCUGCAGCCCAUCGCGGGAGAUAUCGAAGGAGUCGAGAACCUCGACCUUAGCAACGAGGUCACGGGCCACCUUCGCUACCCGGAGCUUACGGCCAAGAUCCUAGCGCGGUGCGGGUUCCCUGAUGUUCGCGGCGGCGCGGGCGCCAUCGAGAAAGACGACGGGAAGAUCGAGAUCGAGCUGCGCGACAAGGAUUGGGCUGAGACGGGUAAUUUGAUCGACGUUGAUGAUAAGCCAGAGCCCGCGAUGGAUACUUUUGAAACGAUGCCGCAUGAGAAGUUCGACCCGGCGGUGAAAAAUGUGUGGGAACUAAAGAGUGACGUUGGCGUGAGGGACGCGAAAAUAGAAGGGAAGAAUGAUACGAAAGAACCUGUUGCCGUAUUAACGCGGGCGGCUACUGUAGAAACUACGACUGCUACAGCAACUAUAGCGUCCGUGUCGAGCUUGACUGAGACACAUAAAGGCACCUCUGAAGGUUCUGCCUCUACUGUGUCCAGGUCGAUGAAUACGACUAUUAUCGAAAGUCCACCACCCGCCUACCGUAUCGUAUCGAAUACUAGUCAUGAUAAUGAUGAUGACUAUGAUUACGAAUCGGACGAGGAGGGCGGUGGGAUCAAGAUGGUGGAUAAUGACUCAGAUGGGGAGUUAACGUUCAUUGAGCCGCUGCGUAUUGAAGACUGAUUAUUUAUCGAAGUGUUGAGAGAAUGAUAUGUUCCUAUAUAGGAGGUACCCAACGAAAGAAGAGAAAUCAUGAUAUUGCGUCUUAAUUAGAAAUGCGAAAGGUCAGGCAGGUUCACCAGGAAUUCAUUUGGUAAGAUGUGUAA